Trypanosoma rangeli is the source of this 537-nucleotide messenger RNA. RefSeq lists its product as uncharacterized. The coding region runs from base 1 to 537 and encodes 178 amino acids. The record is from RefSeq and is a predicted model, not a curated record. The transcript has a single exon. Lineage: Eukaryota; Euglenozoa; Kinetoplastea; Trypanosomatida; Trypanosomatidae.
AUGCGAAGGAAAUUAGUUUUACCAUUUCCAACUGGAAGAUUGUUUUUGACUUGGGAUGAUGGCCCUGAUGGACAUGAAUGGAAAUCGCGCGUCCUAGCUGAAAAACGUUCCUUGGCGCUAACAUACCUUGGAGAUGUAAACAAACGGGCACAAAUUCAUGACGCGGUUCGCUUAAAAGGUGAAGUUAACCGGCAGGCCAUUCGAGCUUAUGAGAUGCCGAAAUUCUUUCAGGCAGACAAUGCUGAUGAGAGCGAGAACCUGGACCGCAUUGACUAUCAAUCACUCUUGGGCAUGGUCGAGGGGGAAUUUGAGUUUGAUACUUUAUCGCAUGUUUCUUUGUCUGAUGCAAAUCUAUUGAAAAGCGAAUUUUUGCAUGAUGAUGAUUCAACUGAAGUGAAGCUUUUGAGUCGAUGGGCUAGUCUUCGUCGUGAUAUCGCAGAUUAUCAUACCUAUGCUGCAAUUCCAGACGGGGAACGUAACGUAUGGUCUGCAUGGUAUCUUCGUAAUGUGCGGGCGAAUAAGACUGGAGAAGAGUAG